GGAGAUAUUUUGAAGUGUGCACUUAUCGGAUGCGACCAGAACGGGAGAGAGAGGCUUGAUUCGAUGUGAAGUGAUGUCAACGAGCAGACGCUAGGGCCAGGAGGAGAAAGGAGUGGUGGCAACGGCAAAUGAAAGCAGAUUGGUUGAGGCAAAUUGGUUGGAAACAUACGGUCCAGUUUCAUAUUUUCUACAUAUUUUGUACAAAGGAAAUGAUGCAGCUUGUGUACUGUGGGAGUUUUUCUAAAUCCCAAGCCCGUUUUCAGCUCUAGCCAUUGUGUUUCACCGCUUGUUUGAAAUGUCACGCCACCUCUUACCACCACCCACAACAUUUAGCUGAUUUCGAGCAUUUCCCUCGAUUCGCGUUCCCCGCAGUCUAAUGUAGCAUUCUCGUUGUCAGUGCGUCAAGAGUCUCAGAAGCUCGACAUGGAGAAAGAAACGAGCGAGCUUCAACAUACGAACCCUAACGGAGACGAAUUUCCAGAAGUUCACGCCGUCAGGCCCGCGCAUUCGGCGGCGCAAUAUAACGUACUGUCAUCGUUACAACGCGAUGUGGAUUUCUUCGCGAUGCCUCCCCCAGCUCCCCGCUUUCCCGCCAACAAUUCCGCACCUUGCGCUUCGACUUCCAGUACCGCUACCCCAAGUCCCGGCGCCGCGUCGGGGAUGCUUCAUCGUAACGCGCAUUACUGCCUGCCUGCUGAGCAUUCGGCGCGCGUUGACGGAGAGCCCAAGGGUGAGGCGCCGCCGGACGUGAUGUCUGUUCAGCUGCUCGCGAGCCUGCUGUCGGAGAUAUUUUGAAGUGUGCACUUAUCGGAUGCGACCAGAACGGGAGAGAGAGGCUUGAUUCGAUGUGAAGUGAUGUCAACGAGCAGACGCUAGGGCCAGGAGGAGAAAGGAGUGGUGGCAACGGCAAAUGAAAGCAGAUUGGUUGAGGCAAAUUGGUUGGAAACAUACGGUCCAGUUUCAUAUUUUCUACAUAUUUUGUACA
Closterium sp. NIES-67 is the source of this 985-nucleotide messenger RNA. Lineage: Eukaryota; Viridiplantae; Streptophyta; Zygnematophyceae; Desmidiales; Closteriaceae. The record is from the annotation of a GenBank genome assembly.